Messenger RNA from Branchiostoma floridae (Florida lancelet), 1574 nucleotides. Its product is annotated as glutathione synthetase-like. Gene Ontology annotation, biological process: glutathione biosynthetic process. The transcript has 13 exons. Gene Ontology annotation, cellular component: cytosol. The record is from RefSeq and is a predicted model, not a curated record. The coding region runs from base 49 to 1539 and encodes 496 amino acids. Gene Ontology annotation, molecular function: glutathione binding; glutathione synthase activity; ATP binding. Lineage: Eukaryota; Metazoa; Chordata; Leptocardii; Amphioxiformes; Branchiostomatidae.
ACAUUGUCCCUGGUUGACUGUGGUGAGUUGUUGUAGAGCUGUUGUUCAAUGGAGCCUGUUGUGCCCCUGCCACUGGACCCAUCUACCAUGGAUAGCCUGGCUGUGUCAGCAAAGGACCAGGCAAUUCUAAAUGGGCUUGCAUAUCUGACAGAUCCUCAAAAUGACAGCUCUGACCUUGUCAGCUUCAAACCAUUUGUACUUCUGCCAUCACCAGUUCCAAGAUUCCUGUUUGACCAAGCGAGGGCAGUACAGAAGGACUUCAACCUACUUGUCCACAGGGUGAGCCAUGACAGGGCGUUCCUGACCAGAUGUCUCAGCAGUGUUAUAAAGGUGGACAACUUUACAGCUGGUCUGUUCCACAUAUAUGAACAGGUGCAGAAGGAAGGUGUGGCUCAGCCCAUCUGCCUAGGAGUCCACAGAUCAGACUACCUGCUUGACACCACCAAUAAUGCUGUCAUGGAAACACACGGAGUAACUGCAAAUAGACAGUUCCAGCUCAAGCAGACAGAGAUCAACACUAUUGCUGCCGCUGGGGCUGGCUUUGCAGAAAAGAUGGCCAGUGUGCACAGCCCUUUCUUUAUCUUAUUGUUUACAUGUAGACAUGUGCUGAAUCUUCUGGGCGUGACUAAUGCCUACAAACAUAUCCCCGAGAACAGAGCUCUGGACUCCCAGGUGGAAGGCUUUGUGGCAGCAUGGGAGCGGUAUGGAUCACAGAGGGCCAUCAUAGUGUUCGUAGUAGAGGAGGAGAGAUGCAGGAACGUCUUUUCGCAGAGACUGAUGGAAUUUUCGGUGAUGGAAAAAUAUCCCAGCAUAACAGUGAGAAGGUACAGCUUGAGACAGAUUGCAGAGGAUGCUGAGCUCAAAUCGGACAAGACACUUUUCAUGCAUGGAUCCGAAGUUGCUGUUGUCUACUUUAGAGCUGGAUAUUCACCUGACCACUAUCCAACUGAAAAGGAAUGGAAUGCCCGCCUGAUGAUUGAGAGAUCCCGAGCGAUCAAGUGCCCAUGUAUAUCUUACCAUCUGGCUGGAACUAAGAAGGUUCAGCAGGAGUUAGCCCAGCCUGGUGUACUGGAGAGGUUUCUGGAAGACCCAAAGUCAGUGGGCAGAGUCAGGGCAACCUUUGCUGGACAGCACACACUGGAAAUGGGUUUGGAAGGCGAUCGGACCGUUCAGAUGGCCAUGAGAAGUCCUGAAGAUUACGUCAUGAAGCCACAAAGAGAAGGGGGCGGUAACAACAUCUACGGAGAGGACAUCAAGACCAUCCUGGAUGAACUAAAGAACUCUGAGGAGAGAACAGCAUACAUCAUCAUGGACCUGAUCUGCCCUGCUGUGGUACAAAACUACUUCAUGAGGCCAGGACACAGGCCUAAACUGCUGGGCUCUUCAUGCGAGCUGGGCGUUUUCGGAGUCUUCAUGGCUGAAGGGGACCAAGUGUUUCACAACAAGCAAGGGGGACACUACCUGAGGACAAACGAUACAACAACAGACGGAGGGAUUGAUGUUGGACAUGCUGUCGUGGACAGUCCCUAUCUUGUCUGAUGGACCAAAGGCCCUUUACGUAACAAAUUGCUAAU